GCCCUCCCGGUGCUGACAGCGAGCGCGCGGCCCCGCGGGAGCAGCACGACGGACCUAGUCCUUCUCCUGCUACUCUGAUUGUUCCCAUGUUCCUUUGCUGGUUUUCUUCCUUCUUCCAACUGUGACCACUUCUCAAGGCUUUGAAUGUAUGACAACAUGUCCACGAUGGUGUAUAUAAAGGAAGACAAGUUGGAGAAGCUUACACAGGAUGAAAUUAUUUCUAAGACAAAGCAAGUGAUUCAGGGGCUGGAAGCUCUGAAGAAUGAGCACAAUUCCAUUUUACAAAGUUUACUUGAGACACUGAAGUGUUUGAAGAAAGAUGACGAAAGUAAUCUGGUGGAAGAGAAAUCAAACAUGAUCCGAAAGUCACUGGAAAUGUUGGAGCUUGGCCUGAGUGAGGCACAGGUUAUGAUGGCUUUGUCCAAUCACCUAAAUGCUGUUGAGUCCGAGAAACAGAAACUACGUGCACAGGUUCGUCGGCUGUGCCAGGAGAAUCAGUGGCUGCGGGAUGAACUGGCCAAUACACAGCAGAAAUUACAGAAAAGUGAGCAGUCUGUGGCUCAACUGGAGGAGGAAAAGAAGCAUCUGGAAUUCAUGAAUCAGUUAAAAAAAUAUGAUGAUGACAUCUCUCCAUCCGAGGACAAAGACACUGAUUCCACCAAAGAGCCUCUGGAUGACCUUUUCCCAAAUGAUGACGACGACCCUGGUCAAGGAAUCCAACAGCAGCAUAGCAGUGCGGCGGCAGCUGCGCAGCAGGGUGGCUAUGAGAUCCCAGCGCGGCUGCGUACCCUCCACAACCUGGUCAUCCAGUACGCCUCUCAGGGGCGCUAUGAGGUGGCAGUGCCGCUCUGCAAGCAGGCCCUGGAGGACCUGGAGAAGACUUCCGGCCAUGACCACCCAGAUGUGGCCACCAUGCUAAACAUCCUGGCCUUGGUGUACAGAGACCAGAAUAAAUACAAAGAUGCUGCCAAUCUACUGAAUGAUGCCUUGGCCAUCCGUGAGAAAACUUUGGGCAAAGAUCAUCCCGCGGUGGCAGCAACUCUGAAUAACCUUGCAGUGCUUUAUGGCAAAAGAGGGAAGUACAAGGAGGCUGAGCCGCUGUGUAAAAGAGCUCUGGAGAUCAGAGAAAAGGUUUUGGGGAAGGAUCACCCUGACGUUGCCAAGCAGUUAAACAACUUGGCUUUACUGUGCCAGAAUCAGGGCAAGUACGAAGAAGUCGAAUAUUACUAUCAAAGAGCUCUGGAGAUCUACCAAACAAAACUGGGGCCUGAUGACCCCAACGUGGCCAAAACGAAAAAUAACCUGGCAUCCUGCUAUCUGAAGCAAGGAAAAUUCAAGCAAGCAGAAACACUGUACAAAGAGAUUCUCACUCGUGCACAUGAAAGGGAGUUUGGUUCUGUAGAUGAUGAAAAUAAACCCAUUUGGAUGCAUGCUGAAGAAAGAGAAGAAUGCAAAGGAAAGCAAAAGGACGGGACAUCUUUUGGAGAGUAUGGCGGCUGGUACAAAGCCUGCAAAGUUGAUAGUCCAACUGUUACAACUACUUUGAAAAACCUUGGGGCACUUUACAGACGUCAAGGCAAAUUUGAAGCUGCAGAGACAUUGGAAGAAGCAGCCAUGAGGUCCCGCAAACAGGGUCUUGACAAUGUUCACAAACAGAGAGUAGCUGAAGUGCUGAAUGACCCUGAGAACGUGGAGAAGCGGAGGAGCCGCGAGAGCCUCACUGUGGACGUGGUCAAGUACGAGAGCGGCCCUGAUGGAGGGGAGGAAGUGAGUAUGAGCGUAGAGUGGAACGGGGAUGGCACUGGAUCUUUAAAGCGCAGUGGCUCCUUUAGCAAACUCCGAGCUUCAAUUAGACGCAGCAGUGAGAAGCUGGUUAGGAAGCUGAAGGGAGGAAGUUCUCGAGAGAGUGAGCCAAAGAACCCCGGCAUGAAGCGUGCCAGUUCUCUGAAUGUCCUUAACGUGGGUGGCAAGGCCGCUGAAGACCAUUUCCAAGAACGAAAUAAUUGUCUGGCAGACUCUCGUGCUCUGAGUGCCAGCAACACUGAGCUGGCCCGCUGAGGGUCGAGGCUGAGCUAGAUAAAAUCCCCGAGACUAAUGGAGCACUGAGCCCUCAAAGCUUUGCCGAGCCCCCUCCCCUAACUCUGCAGGGGACCCACCACCUGGGUCACUUGCUUCUCUAGAUAGUGAUCCUCCACCGCCUCGCCUCCUGGAGGCCUGCCCCGAAUUCUGUUAAGCUGUCUGCAGUCUAGCGACCAGGAGCUGCCGGAGCGUGAGCGUGAGACCGGCCGGGCCUGGCGGUCAGGGAGGCCGAUGUGGCGCUGGCAGCUGGCUUCCCCACGUUUGGAAUGGGCCGCUGCUCACGGACUACACCGGAAUCUGUUGUGCGUGUUAAUGUAUACUAAGGCUGUAACCUAAGACUCUGGAACCUUACGCUGCAUCCUUUCAGAAUAAGCAUCUGAUGAUCUGUGGCAGAGCUGCCUGGAAUUCAGAGAGGGGGUGCUAAGAAGCGGGGGAGACGGGUAACAUGCUGGUGGGUCUGGGUCCCCGCCGGGUCCCCACUCCCGCAGUGUGGCACAUCCACGUGCCUUGCCAGACGCCCCGUGGGCUCCCAGGCCUGCCCCUUUGGAACCCCUUUUUCCCCUGCUGGUCCCUGAGUGCUGAGCAUGUAGAGAUGCAGGUUUUAUGUUGAAAAAGGUUUUCUUUGUCAACAUGGGGUAGGUUUUGAUGGAAACAUUGUCCAGUGUUUGCUGCAGCCCUGCCCCUCAAUAGAUGUGUGAGUCAAGCUGGUAGCUUUAGAAAAUCCCGAGCAGAUGACGAGGGGGUUGGUGGCACCCAGAGACAGGUGCCUCUGGGUCUGGCCCGUGGCCUCUGUGGCCGUGCCUCUUUGCUCAGCGCCCGACCGUCCCAGUUUGCAGCUUCUGGUGGACGAGGAACUGACUGUGUAAACGCUGUCCAGGGCCGGUCUGCACAUGGGGUGGAUCGGGAGACACGCGAGGAAAGAACGCGCACAGCGUGUCCCCGCAGAGGCACUGUGUGCUCUGCAGUCCCGUCUGGGUAUGGAGGCCGCUGGGAGGGCUGGAGGGGCUGGCUGGAAGCUGCCCCAUGUCGGGUCAUCCUUCCCCAACCCCCGUCCCGCCGCCCCCGCCGUCAGAAGUGCUCUCUCGUGCCACGAAGCUGAUCCAGUACUGAUCCAGUACGUCGGAAACCUAGCCGGGUUCCCUUACUGACGCUUCUCUCUGGAGGAACAGGGCGUUUGGGAAGGAUGAACAUGGGGUGAGAAUAGGAUUUCAUGUUGGGCCCCAGGGGGUACGGGCAGGCCUUUGUUGGCCUUGCCUCUCUGAGGGCGCCAGCGGCCUCCUUUAGACCCAGCCCAGACCCAGCCCGUAAGAAACCUUCCUGCCCCCGGGACGCUGCCUGCAGAUCUGUGCUUUCUGAACUUGGACAAAACAAAGGAGCCCGGUUGUCACUGCUUCAUUCAAGUGUGCGUGUUCACGCUCUCGGGGAGGGAGUAGUGCGGGCAGCGUGCUUUCCUUUCUGGGGGAGGGGACCCUUGGAAUGCCAGUCGUCCCUCCCCCCCCCGUACCUAGUGCCUGUGGUUCCAGGCCUUGGCCACAGGGCAGACGGGAAGUGGAUCGGGGUUGCACCGUGUGCAGAGCCCUCCGUGGGCCUGUCGGAGGUGGAGGCUGUGGAGGGCCGGGCCUUCCGACCCUCCCAGCUCUUCCCAAGGUGCUAGACCCGGCAGCCUGGGGCACUCACUCGGUGUUUGCAGUGUUGGGGGAGUCACUGAUGUCUUGGAGUUAAAAAAAAUUGUCAUUUGUUCAGAAAGCUGCUAAGAAUAUCAUGUAAUGGGAAAUUCAGUGUUUAUGGUAACGUAUAAAUAUUGCUAAAAAUAUAUAGUUUACAGUUUAUAGAAGAUACCGCUCAUAGUCCUAACUUUAUAGACUGUUCUGGGGAAGCACAUUGCAUAGAUGGGGCUGUAUUCUGAUGUUUCUACUUGCACUACUGAGUAGUGCACUGGAUGGUCGUCAGACUCCUGGAAACUAUACGGUGGUGCGUGAUCGCACCUGCCAAGGGUGAGGCUCCAGUUAGCUGAGGGAGUCUGGUCAGGGCAGAAGGCAUCACACGUGUGACUGGGGCAGUCCUAGAGACAGGCUCUCUUCCACCCUGUCCCCACCGUAGGGGGUACCCAGGGCUGUGAGGAGUGCGUGGGGUGGAGGGGAUGGUGCAGGCGUGGGGCUGUGUGGGGCUGGGAGCCCAGGCCAUCUGUCACUGGGACCGCCCUGCUGCAGGGGCGUCCCUCUGUGGCGGGUGGGCAGGGUGGCCCCCACCGAGUGCUGGCGUGCGUGCGUGCGUGCCCCCCGGGGGAGGCCCAUCUGUUGUGUACACACUGUCUUGGGCUAUAGUUUUCUUACUGUUAGUGUGAUCUGCCUAGAAAAUAAUUUGGGAUUGUUUGUAUUUUAUUAAAAAAUAAAUGGUUUAUUUCUUGGUGCAAAGUCCGUGCACUUGCAGAAAGGCUCUUGUAUAAAAUUACAACCUGUUUUCUAUUUACAGCGGCCAUUCUUACCCUUUUGAGGGCCACAGACUACUUUAAAAACUGGGUGGACAUUUCAAAUCCAUGUUUCUGCUCUAGAAAAUAUCCAAACAGAAAGAGUGCCCAGUUACAGGGACCUGUGCCUCCACCCCUCGUAUGGGUCCGGCAUGGGCCUGCCUUCCUGGCACCAGCCCCGGGGCUCAGUGUCUGGCUUGUAGAGUUGUGGGAGGUUGGUCAAGUUGCUUAGCUGUUCUGUGCCUCAGUUUCCCUGAGAGCAAGGAUUAUAAGUGUACCGGUCCCCAGGGGCUGUGAAGACCACACCAACACGGAGUUACUUAGGGCAGAGCCUGGCACAGAGCAGGCUGUGGUGAAGCGGCCCGGGGCCCGCUGUGCCGGGCAGCGUGGUGCAGCACGAGCGUGGACGUGGCCCUGCCUGCGUGGAGGCUGCGUGGAGGCCACGUCGGGUGGCUCCUCUGUGCUCACCGCCUUCCUGCCGUUGAGGUGCAGCCGACACCCUCAAGCAGGCCCUGACCCGGUGAUGGGUGUGCGGAGUCAGGAUGCCAAUCCUGUGCCCGCAGACAGGGCAGGCUUGUCCGGCAUCUGGGGUCUGUGUCAACAGGACUCGGUCCCCGGGGUCCCUCGCACUCCCUCAGCGUUGACUGUGUAGGAACAGGAGGA
Molecule: messenger RNA, 5209 nt
Organism: Canis lupus familiaris (dog)
Lineage: Eukaryota; Metazoa; Chordata; Mammalia; Carnivora; Canidae
Gene: KLC1
Product: kinesin light chain 1
Exons: 17
Coding region: 145-2058 (637 amino acids)
Biological process (GO): axo-dendritic transport
Cellular component (GO): cytoplasm; membrane-bounded organelle; kinesin complex
Molecular function (GO): kinesin binding
Source: RefSeq, a predicted model, not a curated record